Molecule: messenger RNA, 7440 nt
Organism: Seriola aureovittata
Lineage: Eukaryota; Metazoa; Chordata; Actinopteri; Carangiformes; Carangidae
Gene: ssh1b
Product: slingshot protein phosphatase 1b
Exons: 14
Coding region: 380-3157 (925 amino acids)
Biological process (GO): actin cytoskeleton organization; negative regulation of actin filament polymerization; protein dephosphorylation
Cellular component (GO): cytoplasm
Molecular function (GO): protein tyrosine/serine/threonine phosphatase activity; actin binding
Source: RefSeq, a predicted model, not a curated record
CAGUGUGUGUGUGUGUGUGUGUGUGUGUGUGGGUCACUCACAGUUGAAACAGUCAUGUCAUGCUUUGUCCGACUCAAUGAGUAACAUGUUUCUGUGGCUCGGUGAUUCAUCAGCGUGGAGUCUUAAUUUAGGAUUCUGCAUGUCAAACUUGAGGCUGACGCCAAGUAGCGCUUCCACCGCCUCCCAGCGCUCGCAUGAAUGAUGGCAUUGUGGCCGAGCGUUGCAGAGGGAGUGCUGGUUGCUGAAGCACGCGCUGUGAAGAGGAGCAGAGAGACGGAGCGAGGCGCAAGCAGCGCAGACGAGGAGAAUUUGAGGAGCGAGCUGGAGAGAAAGCUGUGGGAGGGAGGAGAGGAAGGAACAUGCCAAGACCGAGAGAGCGAUGAGAGACGUUAAACCAGAAUGCGCUGCUAGGGGAGGCGGCAGUCAGUAUGCAGGUUUAGAGGAUGAAUGGAAAGGUGUUCAUAAGAAAGAAGGGCUUUUUGGAGGAGAGAGAAUUUUAUCUAAGGAGAGCGUGAACAGCAGAAGAACCGUCAGGAUGCAUCUGGUCAUGAAACCCUCUCAUAAAGCCAUGUUAACCGUGCUGCCUCACUUUGUGGACAAAGCUGCUCUGACUCGGAGGGAGAUCUGUCGCAUCCUCAGUGAGAGCUUCUUCAUGGUCAAAGGAGCCGCCCUCUUCCUCCAGCAGGGCGGCAGCGCACAAGGACCAAAGACCCCGACCCACCACAAACAUGCAGGUGAUUUACCUCAGCACCUGCAGGUCAUGUUUAAGAUCCUCCGGUCUGAAGAUCGCAUUAAACUGGCUGUGCGGUUAGAGAGUGGAUGGUCGGACCGGGUGCGCUACAUGGUUGUUAUCUACACCAAUGGCCAUCAAGAUACAGAGGAAAAUAUCGUCCUGGGAAUGGACUUCACGGACAAGGACAGUAAAAAUUGCUCCAUUGGGAUGGUGCUGCCACUGUGGAGUGAUACCAACAUACAUUUAGAUGGAGACGGAGGCUUCAGCGUGAACACAGCAGGGCGGUCACAUGUCUUCAAGCCUGUAUCUGUUCAGGCCAUGUGGUCUGCCUUGCAGGUCCUCCACAAAGCAUGCGAGGUGUCACGCCGGUUCAACUAUUUCCCAGGGGGCAUUGCCCUCACAUGGAUGGCCUUCUAUGAGAGCUGCAUCACCUCAGAGCAGAGCUGCAUUAAUGAGUGGAAUGCUAUGACCGACCUGGAGACCACGCGGCCCGAUUCGCCCACCAUGUUUGUUGACCGGCCAACCGAGCGAGAGAGAACAGAGUGUCUCAUUAAAGCCAAGCUACGCAACAUCAUGACGUUUCAAGACCUGGAGAACAUCACGUCCAAGGAGAUCCGUAACGAGCUGGAGCAGCAUAUGAGCUGUAACCUCAAAGAGUACAAGGAGUUCAUAGACAACGAGAUGCUUUUGAUCCUGGGUCAGAUGGACAAGGCCACACUUAUCUUUGACCAUGUGUACUUGGGCUCUGAGUGGAACGCUUCGAACCUGGAAGAACUACGUGACUGCGGAGUGGGUUACAUCCUGAAUGUUACCAGAGAGAUCGACAACUUCUUCCCAGGGAUGUUCUCUUAUCACAACGUCCGUGUGUACGAUGAGGAUGCCACCGACCUGCUGGCCCACUGGAACGACACCUACAACUUUAUUGUCAAAGCAAAGAAGAACAAUUCCAAGUGCCUGGUGCACUGUAAGAUGGGGGUGAGCCGGUCUGCCUCUUCAGUUAUUGCCUAUGCAAUGAAAGAGUACGGCUGGUCUCUGGAGAAAGCCUACAACUUUGUGAAGCAGAAACGGAGUAUAGCUCAGCCGAACCCUGGCUUCAUGAGGCAGCUGGCAGAGUAUGAGGGAAUCCUGGACGCCAGCAAACAUCGUCACAACAAGCUAUGGAGGCCUGAAACAGAUGAGGAGGGAUCUGAUGAUUUGCAAGCCUCUGGCCACUGUACUGGUGGGGAGGAGACACCAGUGCUCAGAGAGGAAGAAGCCUGGGGAGGCUGCGGGGCGUCUCCCUGCAGGGGUAUGGGUCUGGAGAUGGAGCCCCUUGACUCUCUUAACUAUAAUUACUACUUCAGGCGUUUGUCAGACUCUGCACUAGACAGUGAGCCCUCCACCCCAGUGCGGGGCCCCCCUCUGCUGGGCAUGGAAAGAGUCUUCAUUGAGAUUGAAGACGUGGAGAGAGAUGCCCUCCUGGAGGACGAGGGUUUCCCCAUGGCCCAUUUAGCCCUGCCUGGCGAGGGCACGGCAGCCCAGACGUGUGGACGUCUUGACCCCCUGGAGGACAUGAGACUGAGACUUGAGUUCAGUACUUUGGAGGAAGAGGAUGAGGAAGAGGCAAAGAAAGAAGAAGCUGAGAUGGCGGCCUUGGCUCAAACGCCUGGAAAUUCAGAUGGGAAGAGAGCGGGGGAGGAGGCUGAGAGGACGGAGGAAAGCCGGUUAGGCCUCGCCAACCUGAACACUAACAACAGCAACCGCCUAGCUGCAAAGCGCAGCUGUCCUGCAGCUUUUGACGACAGUGCUAGCACAGGAAACCCUUUAAAAGUGAAGCCCUCCUAUCAGUCCUGUAAAGACUGCCUGCGUCUGCCACAAGGUCGGCGCUGUGACCGUCCAGCAGGAGGUCGUUCCCACCGCCUUAACCCUUCCCGCCACUGCACUGUCCCUUCCAUAUGCAUAGAUCCGCCCGGGACAAAUUUUGCUUCCACCCCAAUUCUGCAGUCUUUGCCAUCCCCUGCAGUUGUCCCGCCUAACUUGGUCCAGCCCUGUACUCACCUCUACCGCUGUGCCACCUGCGCCCCAGGUGUCCCAACUGUCCCACUAGCCACCCGCCAGAAACUGGUCUCACCCAUGAGCUGCGAGGAGACGCCUCCUGACCGCAGCUCAGUGGAGACGGAGGACAUGGAUGAACCGCAAGGUGACAACGUGGAAGUACAAAUAUCAAGGGAGGACACAGGGGCCAUCAAUGCGACUACUGCUGAAGGUUUAAAAUUACAACCUGGUGGUGCAGUGGAGCUCCAGCAGCAGGCUCUGGCCCAGCUGCAAAUGCCAGGACUGGGGAUAGAAUUUGGUCUGGAACUGAUGCGCCAGAGAGCGGAGCAGCUUGAAAAGCUGCCAAGCUUGGCCAUGGAGGGCCAGCUCCCAGUGGGGCCCCUGCCUUAAUGGAAGAGACAGAGGAGCAAGAGGAGGAGGGUUACCACUGCCUCCACCAGGUACACUAUGAUGGCUGUGGGCCUUUAGAUGACUGUCGCUGUGGUGUCGUACCAGAAACAAAGCUCUGUUCUGACCUGUACUGUCAUGUCCUGGCCUCAAGCUCCACUGUAACAAGCUGCAACAGCCCUCUGUGCAUUUACAGAGUGUCUUGACAUUGUCUGCUGGCACCAAGAUCCAGAUGAGGCUGGUUGUUUUCAACAUAUGCUAAAGGCUUAAAUGCUUCUGGCUGAAUUGGGACUUAGGACUUUCUUCUGUCCCUCUUGUUUUCCCUCAGACCUGUCCGGUCUCUUCCGAACCUGCCCGCCCCACCACACAUACAGGAUCUUCACACUUCCCCACAUCUUCCUCAGUGGAGAUUAGCGUUAUGCUGCCAUUUUACCCUCAACAGACAGGUUUGGUGUAUUCCCAAAACAGGAGACGAUGGAGGUUUAUAAGAUCUAGUUGUUGUCCCUUUCUGACUCCUGAGAGAGCUACAGUUAACACUUUGAUGUUGAUGGAAAGAAAAAUACCUGGAGCAACAUGCUUCUGUCAGUGUACUGUAUGUUUUUCAAUCCAACUCAUCAAUAGUAUCAAAAGGAGCUCAAUGAAUGUUUGCCGUUGAGCCUGUUUGAUUGCAUCCCUCAUGUUACCACUGAUAACUGAAUCCUCAUUUAACAUCACUUAUAUUUUCCCUGCUGCAGCUGCUUUUGCAUCACUAGAGGGCAUUUCAUGUGAAAGCAUAAUCAUUUUUUAAAAAGGAUGUGAGCAUAUGUGAGCCUUUUUAUGCCUCUUUGAAAAGCGUCGUACCUCGGACCACAAGCAUCUCAGACUGUUUUGGUCAAAGACUUUUGUCUCUGCUCAGUGGUUGGUUCACCCUGACCCCCCCCCCACCCCCACCCCCACCCCACCCCGAAGUAAUCAUGUCCUUUAAGUGUUUGGUUCAGCCAUGCAUGACUCUGCAGUAUCACGAAACAUAUCCUCAACAUGCUUAGGCAGAAAACAUAUUAAAGUCAGAGUCAAGAGUUUUUGAAAUACUGAAAGGAUUCAAAUGAGUCGUGAUUCAGUUUAAGAACAAAUGGCAUCAGCAAAUUGACUGAAUUGAUCCUCACUCUUUUUCUUAUGCCUGAAAUGAAUGACAGAAGGAAUAUUUUUCUUUUGUUGGGAGACAUUAAAACAUUCAGGCGUCAAGAAACAUUCAUAAACUUAAACAUCACUCUCAGUCAGAUGAUUUAUGAUGUAACCAAAGCCAUAUCAUGUUGCCAGGUCCAGUUUAUCACCUUCAUCAUUAUAGUCGACAAAGAAGCUCGGCUCAGUUUCCUUUGACCAACAUACUUUUCUUACCUUCGUAGCCAGUCUGAAUGUGGGUGGUCAUUUAUCUAGGCGUUAACUUUUGUUGAAAUUUGUUGAAAAACCUUAGACUACCUUUCCCUAAACCCACAAAUAUUUGCAAAGGCACACCAAUCAUGUAUAGAUAUAGCACUUGAGCACAACUCUAAUAUCCAUUCACACAGUGCACAGACAUAUGUCAGAUCUAUAGCUACAUUCAGUCAGAAUCCAUUUAAGAACACUAAAGCAGAAAUAGAGAACUCAGAAAUGAAAAAUCUGCAAGUUCAUCGCUGUUAGAAUAAUAUCAUUUGAUCUAAUAAUCAUCAGACAGUUAAAGUCAAUAGCAGCAAGUCUUGUUGAUAAUUUAUUGUUUUUGGGGAAAUAAAAUAAAAAUCCAGUUGUUAUUCUGACUUUGAAAUUGCCAAAUGAAAAACUUCCAUUGACACUGUGAAAGUGAAAUCAAUUGGCGAGACUAGAUUUCCUUUAUUUUAAAUACAGAACAAGUAACCUAUCAAGAAAACCACAGAGCCUAGCUUUACAGCUCAACUCUUCUAUCCCUACUGUCGGUUUAAUUCAAGUCUUUUCCUCAUUUGUUAUUUAAACUUUUCAUUUUGUACAUGCUCAGAAAAGCUUGAGGCAAAUUUUUUAAACUGUUUCGUUAAAGUUCAAUCCAAAGUUGCUGUGCCACAGGGUGUUACUCUGCAAAUUCCUCUGUUUGGUUGAUGUUGUGUUCCUACUGUUUUUGGCACGCUGGGUGUGCUAGAAUGGUACUGAAUGAUGCCUGUUUGUUUGCAGGAAAAGCACAUGCAAGUGUUAUGACUGUGUUUAAUGACCUGGGUGCUUCAGAAGAAAACGAAAACUGUGCAAAGAAUGAAUGCAAAUUAUUUAAUCAUCUUUAAUCAUGGGGUUUAAUUGUAUCUUUUUGUAGAUUUUGCUUUUCUUUCAUUAGAUCAGUAGAAACUUAGACAAACAACAAUAAUGCAUCCUCUGUUCCUUAACUGGAUCCCAGGGAGCUGCAGGUUUGCUCCGCUAGUUAGAUUUAAGUAAUUAGGUUUUGCCUUUAACCUGUUCUUUCCCUCACGUGGCCAUUUGAGCAUGAUGUAACAUAAGGCACUUACAGAAAGUUGUUGACAGCAUCUGAUGCCACAAACAUCUGAAAUAGAUCCAUUUCAAACGGAAAAAACAAACGGAAAAAAAGUUGCAGUUACCAAAAGGUAGUUCAUGAAUAUUUCGGCUUAAACAAAUGUUACAAAGUGGAGAGCGCGCUAAAGGCUGUGAAAGAAGAAUUAAAGAAAUAGUUUGGCAUUUUGGGAAAUAUGCUGAUCUGCUUUCUUGCCAAAAGAUAAAUGUCAAGAUUGAUACGACUGUCCUGUCUGUAUGGUAAAUACGUGGCUACUGCUAGCUGCCAGUUAGCUGAGCGUAACAUAAAGACAUCCACCGACUAGCACAACUGACGUGAGGUGUUUAACACAUUAUAUCUCAUUUGUUUAAUUCGCACAAAAACAAGUGUAAAACAACAUCUAGUCAUUUUUGCACUUCUAACUGUGAGAUGAAGCGGUGCUGUUACGCAGAUUUUGUUUUGCUUUUGGACAAACCGAGGCAAGUUAUUUCUCCAUUUCUAGUCCUUAUGCUAAGCUAAAUAACUACAGCUUCAUAUCUACCAUACAAACGAGAGGGUGAUAAUGGUUUUCUCAUCUUACUCUUGGCAAGAAAGUAAAUACGCCUACUUCCCAAAAUCUCAAGCAAUUCCUUUAAUAUAUUCUUAAAUUGACUCUAACUUAAGCCAGUUGUUCUCAGUAUGUUAACGCUCUUGACAGGUGGGCCUGAUGAGGGCGCUUGACAUUCGUGUGAUGUUAUGCGCACUAAAUCCUUGUGUUUGUGUUCCCAGACCACAGCACUAUGUUUGGUUGUUUGCUUCAUGUGUUGAAUUUGUUUUUGCAUUUAAGUGCCUUAACCUCGGCCUUAGCUCUGUCAUAAAGCAUCACAGGCUUUGCAAAGUUUCUGUGAGUGUGUUGAUGGUCUGGUUUUUUUGUACAUUACUUACCCUCACUCCCAAUAAUAACCAUGCUCCUUGCAAUGUAUAACUUGGCACAUAAUAUAAUGUAUGCAAACACACAUAAGCUCAUGCACAGCAGCCUCCUCUCCCUCAAUACACACAUACUUGAUGGACUUCCAUUUAUUAAUAGCCUAUAAUAAUAUUGUAUUUGUUUGAUAUUGUUGAAACUUGUGGUACACUGUAUUGGUUCAAUAGCUGGCUGAAGAACCUUACUUGCUGGAAUGAGAACUAUCAUUUACAUUAAAACAUUAGAUAAGAAGGAUUUAAGUCUCUGAAAUUUACCAGUCUGUAUAUAGUUUUCUCUACAAUUUGCUAUUGAGUACAUUAGCUUGCAGAUGUGGUCAAUAUUAAGAAAAGCACUGAUAAUGCUACUGUGUAUUGAGAAAUACUUCUAAUUAAGUUCUCGUGUUUGCACCACAGCAAAAAAAGUAUUUUGGGCCAUCUCUAAUUUAGGCAGAUGUCUUCAGGCUCUAUUAAAAAUGGCAAUGAUUGUUUUUUUUAUUGCAUUAUUCCCAGGCAGCAGACAUCAAACUGACAAUCCUACUUAAGGGCCAGAAGAUGAGGACUUUGUGUGAGAGAGGACAUUAAGACAUAUUGUAAUUUCAAGGGGGAGGGGCAGGCAUUUAUAGAGUGUAUUCAAAGAGCACAAGUCUGCCCCAAAGCAUGUGAGUAUGAGAUGAGUGAAAACUAUAGAACAUGAUAAACCUACCUGGGAGUAAGAUUUUAUUACGUUGAUUGUUUUUUGUUAACUUUUGUGUAAUGUACUGUACAUUGCCAAUGUUCAUGUGUAAUGCACUUUUUUUUACAUUUUGUUAAAAUGAUGUCCAGUCUAAUGUUUAUCAUGGAAAUAAACCAUUUCCUCUGCAUAAUC